CCUGGUCCCUUCGACGCUGGUCCACUCAGACUUGAGGCAGGUUGAUUAUUGGGAGCCACGGGCUGGGAUAGACAAUGAAGAGGCGGUGAAGUGCGAUUCAUGAAAGUGUAAUUCGCGUAUCCUGUCGAGAGAUAUACACAUUUUGCGACUUCUCGUGCAAAAAAUGACGACGACCAGGAACUACCAAGGGAUGGAGCCCGGGUCUAAAAGCAGUUCAAGGGUUUUGCGCCCUCCUGGCGGCGCCUCCAACUUCACGCUUGGUGCAGACGAGGUCAAGCCUCCCGUCCGGAAAGACAAGAUGGCCUCCAGUGUCUUCGCUGAGCCGGAGGACCUGUAUGCUAAUAGAAGGAGCAAUCCACCAGGUGGGAAGCCCACAGGUGUGCUUUGCGGCGAGCCGUCAGCCCCCCUGAGGAGAGGAGGGAACCAUGCCGCCGACCAGUCCGCAGACGCCCCCGCCGCGGUUGGAGAAAGUUCUGUAGACGAUCAUGAAAACAGUGCUCCUGAGCCGGUAGCCGUUCCAGAGCAGAAGGAGGAGGCCCCUCCAGCCGACCAGCUGACUGCAGGAGUACCGUCUGGUCACAGGAAUCCCCCAGGGGGCAAGUCCAGCCUCGUCCUGGGAUGAAUCCCAGCCAACUACCCAACCCUACCUUAACCCCCCCCCCUUUCCACCACCCCUUCAUCCGCUCAUCUCUGAACUCGUCUUUUGUUAUUUCUUUUUUUAACAAAGGACCCUCCAGCCCAUUCGUCUGAACCGCAGGAAUCUAAUCUGGCGUGCAACAGACGCCAGUCUCCUCCAUUUCCCUUAAAUGCAUUGUUUUGAUACCUCCUUUCUGAAAACCGUUUUGUACCGUUUUUAUCCUUUUGUUCUUUUGUUUUUGUUUCGUUUUGACGGAAGCACUUUAUGUAUUUCUGUGUGUACGGUUCAAAGUCUGCCUUUGCCCCGUGUAAUGCAAGGUACAAGGAUCACAUUUCUCAUAUCAAAAAGCGAUAAAUUAAACUCCCCUAACUUUAUCGCGAUGGCAAAAGCUGCGUGUGAUUGUACGAGCAGUUUAAAGAAGAAAAAAAAGAAGGAACAAAACAAAGCUGUCACUUUUGCACCGUGUUCAGUUUGGACCCAUCUUGCAUGCACGUCUGAUCUGUAAACGUAUGAAUGUGAGAGGAAAUAUAACUGAAGACAUUUUUUUCUUUUCUAUUAUUGUUAUUAUUUAACCUGUUUGUUUGUUUUUAAUUUAUUUUUUAUUGUGGGAUAAUUGUUCUAUUGUUGCAUGAAGCUGGAAUCUUUCUACUGAUUAUAUUAUAAUCUACUUAGGAGUCGCAUACAUGAGUGUCAUUGUGAUCUGAAGGGUGCAAAUAUGUGUAUUCAGAUGAAUUAUGUGUGUCCCUUGUCAGGUAACAGGAUUGGAAUAAGCCUUUUUUUUUAUAUUGCAGUCACCAACUUUAGAUUACUGUAAAUCCCAGUGCCAGUUUUGAGUGCCCCGUGUUUUUAACAGGUCAAAUUUACUCUUAAGAUAAAGUGUGCCUGUUACCGUGUUAGGCUACAACAUCAGAUAAGGUUGGGUUUCCUCAAUUGCAUCUUGCCAGUAUGAAGGAGACCUGGUUCCUGGUUGUUGGUCCUAAAGUGUUUCUGGUAAACCCAUCCUAGAUUUGACAAGUGACCUUAUGACAGCUGGGCCUUUUUAUAUGUUUUUACCCCCCUCCCUCCCCCUUAUACAUGUGUUUAAUCGUCCUGCUCUCCAGAAAGAUGUAACAGCCUAUUUGUACAUGUCAUCGUCUCAUUAUUUAAAAACCAAAAGUCUAUCGUCCUCCCCUGCUUCUGUCUUGUUGAGUCGCGCGUGGCGACUGCUGUGUCCGAAGAACUACGUUUCCGGUUGACACGAAAUGUAGUUCCCGUGGUGUCUCGUUUUUAACGUGUUAUGAUGCAUGACGCGUCCGUUUUCUUUCUUUUUUCUUUUUUUGCAUCCUAUGCCAAUUUCUCGUCGCUGGAUGUGAGUCGCUGCAGAAAUUUGAAAUCAAGAAAAUGGCACAAGUGGAAAUGAAUAUUAAAAAUCAAUUUUGACCAUG
Pseudoliparis swirei is the source of this 2061-nucleotide messenger RNA. RefSeq names its product jupiter microtubule associated homolog 1-like. Gene Ontology annotation, cellular component: nucleus. The record is from RefSeq and is a predicted model, not a curated record. Lineage: Eukaryota; Metazoa; Chordata; Actinopteri; Perciformes; Liparidae. Bases 164 to 622 code for a protein of 152 amino acids. The transcript is spliced from 5 exons.